Labeo rohita (rohu) is the source of this 543-nucleotide messenger RNA. It is a transcript of the gene tac4, whose product is annotated as tachykinin precursor 4. The record is from RefSeq and is a predicted model, not a curated record. NCBI's taxonomy places the organism in Eukaryota, Metazoa, Chordata, Actinopteri, Cypriniformes, Cyprinidae. The coding region runs from base 152 to 475 and encodes 107 amino acids. The transcript is spliced from 7 exons.
GUUCACUCAAACUGUUCGUCAAAAAACACUGCUUCAUUCAAGAAGUAAACACCUUUACGGCCUGUGGCUUGGAAAUGCGGUUAUGUUUUGGCUUCCUCUGGCGGACAAAAACAGACAAUACUCCAACUAAAUAGUAAGGUGAAGAAAUGAGAUGAAAACAGAAACACCAGAUCACCUGUCCUGGCUAGACACUGAGGUUGGAUCCAGUCCCAGUGAACAUAGGGAUAUCUGGACUGUGGAGAGCCUGCAGGAGAAGCCAAAGGAAACAGAUAUAUUGGUGCACAUUGCUGAUCUGUUGAAGCGAUCGAAAUCGCAGCAGUUUCAUGGAUUAAUGGACAGGAUUACAGCAGGAAUCACUCAACCAAUGCGACUUGGCCAGAGGAGAAAUAAGGGGGAGAUCUUUGUUGGACUUAUGGGAAGGAGAUCUUCUAGUGGAGAUUUUCAAGAGAAAUGGGACAGACCACAACUCUACUGACUGUGCAACUGAAAGUUUUAACUAUAUGCCCUUCGCUGUGUUAGACACAAUUAAAUUAAAACACAAUA